AUGCAGUCUCAUCCACGCCCAGGGUGGCGAAUCUGUCGCUGCUUCCCGCUGUUGCUAUCCUUUCUCCCACUCUUCGUCACCUAUUGCGCAGCUAUUUCCGCUGCCAUCCCUGUCUCGAAUCUGCAAGUGUCAGAAGCUAUCACGGCGACACUUGGUGAUCCCUACCUUUUUGGAAACGAGAGCGGUCAUCGGCAACUGUUGGUCAAGAGGCACGAGCAGAUAGCUUCAGCUCCUGUCGCCGCUGGCUUCGUUCAUCCGACUCACCUCUACCGUCGUGAUGCCGAUGCUCUGCCACCACCGAACAAGGCUUACAACCUCACUGUUACCCAGGGAACCAUCAAUCCGGACGGAUUCGAGCGAGAUGGCUUCCUCAUGAACGACAAAUACCCCGCCGAUCCUUUCAUCUGGGACGAGAACGAUGACAUCGAAAUCACAGUCAACAAUCAGGGCCCAGUUCCAUUCGCCAUCCACUGGCACGGCAUCCAUCAGAUCGGCACUCCUGAGAUGGACGGUGUUCCUGGCCUGUCGCAGUGGAACAUCUACCCUGGACAGUCCUAUACCUAUCGCUUCAAGCUAGUGAACCAGUAUGGCGGCUACUGGUAUCACAGCCACGAAAGAGGCUACUAUGCCGAUGGGCUGCGCGGCACGAUCUACAUUCGACCCAAGCCGGACAGGAGGAAGCCGUGGAGCUUGAUCAGCCCGCUCAAGGACAACCUAGACCAGAUGGAGGCGGCAGAGCGCGACUAUCAAAUCAUGUCGCUAUCUGAUCACUGGCACAUUAACCACACGCAGAUGUUGUUGACCGUACAUGAAACCGGCGUGCCACCUGCCUGCUUUGAUUCUUUGCUCAUCAACGGGCGUGGACGACAGUAUUGCGUCAAUGACUGGAGCUCGGUCAUGUCACCCGUCCAAGCUAGCCUGCUUCACAACUUUAGCUCGAUCAACCCAGAAGGACCAACGUCCAAAGGGUGCAUCUCUCUGGUCUCGGCCAAAAGCGGCUACACGGUGAAAGACACACUCGACACCAGGUACGGCGGAGUUUGUCAGAACACGACGGCUCCCCUGACGGUGCUGGACGCCACCAAAGCCAUCAAAGAAGGCAGACGCUGGAUCAAUUUGCAGAUCAUUGACACUGCCACUAACUGGUAUUAUGGGCUCAGUAUUGAUGGACAUAGGAUGUGGAUCGUCGCUGUAGACGGACACUAUAUAGAGCCGAUGCUUGUCGAUUUUGCUCAGAUCACCAUUGGCAGCAGGUUGAGCGUGAUGAUCGAGGUCAACCCGGAUCUUGUGGGCAACAUCUAUCCCAUUCGAUUGACGGGUGCUCGUGCACUGCAGCCUAUCGAGGGCAUUGGUUUUCUCUCAUACAUUGACGACAUUGGCGACACGUGGUCACCCAGCCAGGAGGAGGCGUUCGCUUACCUUGACCGCACCCUGACACCUGCCUAUUUACCCAUGAAUGGCUUCAGCACAGACAAGACGGUCAUCAGAUGGCAGCAGAAUCUCAGCUAUCCCUUUGAUGCUGAGAGUCCGGUUCCUCAGACCUCGAACAUGACACUGCACGCCGUCGCCUCCCAGAACAGUCUCAAUGUUUGGCAGGUCGCGUCUGUUCCAUUGGACACCGCUCAUUUGGCCGACGUUCGUCCGAUGCUGUUCAACGCGACGGAUGGCAAUGUCACCUCGAACCAAAACAUCCCCUACGCUACCAUCCCCUUUGGCACUGUCGUCGACAUUAUCCUGGAGAACAACAUUUACUCGAUCGUCGGCGGACCCAACAGUCCACAUCCUUUUCACAUGCACUCUCGCCGCUUCUGGAUCAUUGGCACGGGCACUGGUAUCUUCCCGGCAGACACUGUGGGCGAAGCGCAGGCCAAAGGCGUCCCAUUCAAUCUAGAGAAUCCUCCUCUUCGUGACGGAUUCGACAUUGAUGCCAACUCUUGGGUAGCUAUUCGCUACGUCGUCGACCAUGCAGCUGCCAACAUCCUACACUGUCACAUUGAUGACCAUGCCAUCGAAGGAAUGGCAGCCGUCCUGCUUGAGGGGCUCGAGACUAUCCCGGCUGGGGGCAACUUCAGCGAGGCAAUCAAGGCACGUCCUGACAACUAUGUCGAGACACAGAACGACGAGCUCGGCAAAGUGUUGGAGGAGGCUAUCGCUACUGGACUGGCCAACAGCAGAUACAUCGAGCCAGCAGCGACCGAGACCUCGAUGCCAUGGGGCGAUCCUCGAGCACUCGCCGCCAGUAUUCAGAUUGUGGCCAGUUCCAACAGCGUGCAGCAUUCCAUCACGAGCUCGUUGCAAUCACAGAUGAGCUUAGUUCAGGCUACUGCGACCGAGACGAUUACGGCCGUUACAGCGACCGUGUCGGAUCAGGCGACGGUCUUUACUGGCGUGCCCGCCAGCGCGACAGAGGCUGCCGCUGCCACUGUGACCGUUGCUACUGUCACUGACACUGUCGCCGCUACCGACUCUGGCUCUCUUCAGUCUACGCUCAAUGCUGCAGCGUACACGACACGAACAGCCUAUGCUACCGACGGAGACACGACCUACGCCACGUACGAUGCAGACGAUAGCCUGUAUCGCACUUCCUUCGAUGCAGAGACGGUGACGCCAAGCGACUACGGAAGUGUUGUGGCCUACUCGACGCUCUACCGCACUCUGUCUGACUCGAGCUACAAGAUAGCGACCGCUACCUCGGCCUACGCUGCCGAAGAAACGCCGUACGAUGAUGACACCGACGAGCACGAGGCGGAUGGUGCGUGCGCUUCCUCAACUUGCGAGGCAUAUUCGACUGCCGAAGUGGCUGGCUAUGCUACUCAGUCUGCGCUCCCUGCUUCCACGAGGAGUGCAGUCACGUACUCUACGCUCAACAGUGCAGCUCUUGUGCCAGCGUCUUCAACUGCAGAUGCAACCAACAUCUUGGCCACCACGAGGCCGAUUCAGUCCACGCUCUUCCUCACACACACCGUGUUUCAGACGCAGCUCCUCACUUCAACUCCUGCUGCAUCUCUCAACAGGGCAGCUUCGACUCAGAUCGCCUCCAGCGCCGAUGCACAGCACACGAUCGCGAUUAGUACCCCUGCCGCCGCGACUCAAGUCAGCACACUGGCUGCUGUGACGCAGUUCACCACGUCCCCCGCCGCAUCCCUAACCACGACCUUUGCCACACUCGAUCCUGUGACCUCGCUGAGCCAGGUGAACACUGCCGCUCUCACCCUGGCUGCCUCCAAUCCCGUCAACACUGCAGCCUCUCGCAGCCAGGCAACUACCGCGGCUCCAACUCUGACUGCAGCCUCUGCGAGCGGCACUGCGGCUACACUCUGCACAGCGGACGCCGAGAGCCAGUCGAGCAUUGCUGUUGAAACGCCGGCUGCAUCGUCGACCCCUCUAGACCCUGCUUCCGCGCUCAGCUCGGUGUUCACGCUCGCCGAGACCAAUCUCCCAAGCUCGACGGGGAACGCGGCAGCUUACGGUACCGUCUCUGCCAGUGUCACGUUCUCCACUGGGCAGAACAUUCAAACGCCCAUAUACACGAGCUCGACAGACCCGAGCAUGAGCACCGAUGAGCCCGCCUACGUGAACCCUAUCUUCCCGACUGCGACUGUCAGUGCCACCGAGGAGGUCGAGUCGAAGCUCAAUGAAGCUGUUUACGGGACUAUCACUUCGCCUGCCACUGCACGUGCAGCCGCAACCCGAACCACAGACUCGUUUGCAGACGAUGACGAAAAAGAAGAAGAUGAAGAUGACGGCAACGACGACGAAUCUCACGAGACCUACUUGUCCGAGUAG
Messenger RNA from Ustilago hordei, 3786 nucleotides. RefSeq lists its product as uncharacterized. The coding region runs from base 1 to 3786 and encodes 1261 amino acids. Lineage: Eukaryota; Fungi; Basidiomycota; Ustilaginomycetes; Ustilaginales; Ustilaginaceae. The record is from RefSeq and is a predicted model, not a curated record. The transcript has 2 exons. Gene Ontology annotation, molecular function: copper ion binding; oxidoreductase activity.